Salvia miltiorrhiza (redroot sage) is the source of this 915-nucleotide messenger RNA. Its product is annotated as cytochrome b561 domain-containing protein At2g30890-like. Lineage: Eukaryota; Viridiplantae; Streptophyta; Magnoliopsida; Lamiales; Lamiaceae. The record is from RefSeq and is a predicted model, not a curated record. Bases 7 to 714 code for a protein of 235 amino acids. Gene Ontology annotation, molecular function: transmembrane monodehydroascorbate reductase activity. The transcript is spliced from 4 exons.
UUAUAUAUGCUUAUAUAUAGUUAUACCUCUCUUAACACAGCUACAAAAAUGUUUGCUGCACACAACCUCCUUUCUCUUGCAGGCCUGCUCCUCUUCAAUCUUCUGCCAUUAGUUGCAUCACUUGAUGAUCAACAUACAUCAAAACACAAUCUUCAAAAGAUUCAGGUCACUCCCAAACUGUCAUAUCAGAUCAAACUCCAUGCAUUCCUCCUCUGGGCUUCUGUUGGUUUCUUGAUGCCAAUUUCUGUACUCAUAAAGAGGAUCUCUAACUCAGAUCCAUCUCCCACUAAACUAACAAUCAUAUUCUACACUCAUGCUAUCACUCAGGUUUGUGCAGUCCUUUUAGCAACAGCAGGAGGCUUAAUAUCAAUAAAAUACUUUGAUAACUCAUUCAGCAAUCAUCACCAGAAAAUAGGUCUACUCUUCUAUGCUGCCAUAUUGUUGCAAACAAUGCUUAGCAUUUGGAGGCCACAGAGGGGAAGCAAAGGCAGAAAGAUUUGGUUUGUGUUCCACUGGCUAGUGGGAAUUGCAGCUUUGUUGGUGGGAGUGAUGAAUGUGUUCACUGGUUUAGAAGCCUACCAUGAAAGGAUGUUGGAGGAUGUCAGAAUUUGGAGAGUUGCUUUUAUGGUUGAGUUGUGUUUGAUGCUUCUUGUCUACCUUCUCCAAGAGAAAUGGCACUACUUGACUCAUCAACACAAGACUGAGGCUUGCUGAGAAUUAAAUUUUUAGUUGCUUGAAAUUGUGUUUGUGAGUAAUGUUUGUGACAUUGGAGUAGACCAUCAAUAGAUAUGUAUUUAUGAAUGUUUGAAGAGAGAGGGAGAGAAUGUAAUCAAAUUAAUUCAAGAACUUUUUUUUUUUGAGACAAAUUAAUUCAAGAACUUGAUUGAGAAGAAGAAAGGUACUAACUUUCAUUUG